GACUAUCAAUUUCCAAGAUGGCAGCGCCCAUGGCACUUUGUCGGUCUUGUUUUCGGCAUUUUUCUAAACCUACUUUUGCAGUAAGAUACUUCCGUACAAGUAGAUGUGCUUCGAGUAAAACUUCUAAUGAUGAUGGUGAUUAUUUGGGAGGGAGGGAAACCCACUUUGGAUUCGAGGCUGUGACAGAAUCGGAGAAAACAAGGAAAGUAUAUGAAGUCUUCAAGAAUGUUGCAGGGAACUACGACACUAUGAACGAUGCAAUGAGCCUGGGUAUCCACAGGUUAUGGAAAGACAGGUUCAUGCAGGUUCUGAAACCAUCUCAGGGAACGAGGUUGCUGGAUGUAGCUGGUGGAACAGGGGACAUUGCCUUCCGUUUCAUGGACUUCAUCAGAAACGCCCAACUCAACAGCAUCUCUUCUGCAAGGCAAACCAGGGUGCAGCACGCCGACAACAGCUCAUCGUCCGACUCUGAAAGUUCAUCCUCUGACUCAGACUCUGACCGUGUUCCAGAUAAGGAGAGGUCUGGAUGGAGGGAUGACACGAGGGUGACUGUCUGUGACAUCAACCUGUCAAUGCUGCAGGUCGGACAGCAGAGAGCAGAAGAAAGGGGCUUGACAGAAGGUAUUUCAUGGGUUGUUGGCAAUGCAGAGGAGCUGCCCAUCGCAAGCGAGUCAAUGGAUGCAUACACCAUAGCAUUUGGCAUACGAAAUGUCACACAUAUUGAAGAGGCUCUCAGUGAGGCACACAGAGUACUUGUUCCUGGAGGACGCUUCAUGUGCUUGGAGUUCAGCCAAGUCAGUAACCCACUGCUUAGAAGUUUAUACGACAGCUACUCCUUCCAAGUUAUACCCGUUCUUGGACAAGUCAUAGCAUCAGACUGGAAGUCAUAUCAGUAUCUUGUGGAGAGCAUCAGACAAUUUCCAAACCAGGAGGAGUUUGCAGCAAUGAUCCGAGAUGCAGGAUUCUCAAUGGUAACUUAUGAAAACCUUUCAGUCGGGAUUGCUGCCGUACACUCUGGUUUUAAAUUAUGAGACUGGAAAUAUUUUUUUUUUAACUGUCAACAACUUGUUAGUCAAUUGAAACAAGUUUUAUUGCACAACAAUAAUAGCAGGCUAAAAAUAUCACAUUUUUAUGGAAAACCAUCAAUUAUCCAAACAUCAGAAACACAUUGCAUUGCAAUAACAUUAUGGCUGGAACUUGUUGGAAUAGUAUCAGGAUUCAUUUAGGAAUACAUGUAUAAUGAUUGAACAAUACUUUCAAAGAAAAAGUCAGUGAUGUGUGUCUAUUCUAAAUUGCUAUUAUUGGAAAAGUGGCACCUAGAUUGGUAUAAGAGCUUUGAAAGUUUGAAUUUCAAAAUGCUAAUUUGGACUACAGUUGUGGCAACUAUAAAUAUACCUUUCUGAGACAAUUACAUUUUUUAAAGUAUUUAUAAAGAAAUUCAUUGUUUUCAAGUUUUUUUAAAUUUUAAUCUAAGACGUCAGGAAUUAACAAAGGAUUACCAUUCCGCAUUUAGAAACUAAAUCCUGUGAACUCUGAAAACAAAGCAAGGUUAGAUCUAUAAGCUGACAUGAAUUUUAUGAACUCAUCUUAGGAAUUUACAAAGGGCUAAUUUGAGGAACAAAUUACGAAAGACCCAAAUCUUGGAAUGAAUGUUUUUUUUUAGUAAACCUGAAAUAAAGAAAGUAAUGCCAUAUCA
This is a messenger RNA of Patiria miniata (bat star), 1696 nucleotides long. Its product is annotated as 2-methoxy-6-polyprenyl-1,4-benzoquinol methylase, mitochondrial-like. The record is from RefSeq and is a predicted model, not a curated record. Bases 18 to 1031 code for a protein of 337 amino acids. Gene Ontology annotation, molecular function: methyltransferase activity. Gene Ontology annotation, biological process: ubiquinone biosynthetic process. The transcript is spliced from 7 exons. NCBI's taxonomy places the organism in Eukaryota, Metazoa, Echinodermata, Asteroidea, Valvatida, Asterinidae.